Cetraspora pellucida is the source of this 501-nucleotide messenger RNA. Lineage: Eukaryota; Fungi; Glomeromycota; Glomeromycetes; Diversisporales; Gigasporaceae. The record is from the annotation of a GenBank genome assembly.
ACGAAUGUAGUUAUUUUGACUACUUUAAAAGACUUAGACAAUGCAUUUUUUGUUGAACAUUUAAAUUUUAAAGAAAUCAAUUCUGUAUCAGAUAAUGAUAAUAAUGAGGAGAUUCUUGAUGACAUUAAUUUAGAUAAAUUAAAUAAAUUUAAAUUUAUAAAAGUUUCUGAUAAUUAUAUUAAGGAUGAAAUUUUUGAUAAUUUGAAAUUAACUAUUAAAAAGCUUUUUGAAAAAAAAAAUAUUCAUAUUCUAAACAAACCUGUUUCGAUCAAAUUAGUUAUAAAUAUUCAAUUUAUGUCCUCAAAGUCAGAUUUGUGCAAAACUUGUGAGAUGAUAAAAAUGGAUAUUCAAUAUGCUAUGUCAUAUAAAAAAAAAUUAGAACUUACUAAAAAUUAUUUGGCACAUUUAAGUUAUACACAAAAAAAACAUGAUUACUAUAAUAAUAAUAUUGUAAAUGCAAUUGAAGAUAACAAGCAUAAUCAAAUUACAGUUGAAUCUCAU